AGUGAUCUCCCCAGAAACCAUCUAUCCGUGCUCCUUUUUUGCGAGUUCUAUCCUACCUUUCGUUUGGUGAGACCCGCGCUUUUCGAAUCGUUUUCGAGUACUUCAAUAUCUGCUCUACCAUGCCCCUUGGUAUUCUUGAGGAUGCUAAGCUGGAGCAUGUCCCCGGCACUGCCCCGUUGAACGAGGUUGGCCGUGAAGACCUCAAUCUAUCCGGCGUCGAUGCUGGUCUCUUGAAACAUGAUCCUACAGGGGAAAUUGUGCUCGUCCCUCAACCGUCUGACUCUCCUAAUGACCCCUAUAACUGGCCGCGGCGGAAGAAAGAACUAUUUACAGUCGCAUUUGCCUGGUCGUGUGGUUGCGUAGGAGCUGUCGGACCGCUUCUGGGAGCAGCCUUUGUUCCACUGGCAGCAGAUUUCGGUAUUCCACUUACAGAUUUCGUUUCCGGGGUUCAGGGCGGCGUGAUUGCCGCAAUUGCAGUUGGAAGUUUGAUAUUCAACAGUCUGGCAGUAAAAUAUGGCAAGAGGCCUAUAUACUUAGCUACAACCGUCGGCCUGAUGGUGUCAUGCUUCUGGGCUGCAGAAGCGCGCAGCUUCAGAUCACUGGUGGCUGCUCGAGUUCUCACGGGCCUAUGUAUGGCGCCUCUGGAAGCUCUUGUUCCCGCUUCCAUUGCGGAUAUCUGGUUCGUUCAUGAGCGUGGCUUUCGCACAGCGAUAUUCAACCUGGGAGUCCUAGGCGGUAUCAACCUGGCCACACCUAUCGCCGGUGCAAUUAUUGAAUAUGGAUCGUACCGAAUAACUCUCCAUUCUAUGGGAGGCGCGUUUGCGAUAGCGCUGAUCAUGGUCUUCUUCUGGAUGCCCGAGUCAGCCUUCGUCAGGCACGACGUCCUGAAUAUUGAUACAGGGAACAAAGUAGUCGUCGCAGAAGAAAUCAAAAGCAAAGUCGAAUUAAUAGAACGAUCAGAAAGCAAGACAAGCUCGCCCACAACUACGCGUUCGGGAGAGAAACCUAUUUCUUGGGCGAAAGAGUUGCUCCCAUACAACGGCUAUGUCAACCAUGUAUCAUUUUGGAAUACGCUGGUCCGCCCUUUCUACCUUCUUGCUUCUCCUGCUGUUGUGUGGGCCACUCUUCUCUUCACCACGUGUAUCUCGUGGCUGGUGGGCAUCUCGAUCACACUGUCUCAAAUCUUCUCCGCUCCACCAUACAACUUUUCGGUUGGUGCUGUGGGCGCUACAAACAUGGCUUCUUUCGUGGCAUCGCUCAUUGGUACGAUUAUUGCCGGACCCCUGAUUGACGGCGUCGUUAAAAGAAUGUCGAAAUGGAACAACGGCAUAUUUGAACCAGAAUUCCGUCUUCCUAUCAUGAUCACCUAUCUUGUCUUUACAGCCACUGGCUUUUUCGCAUGGGGCCAGUCUGCCCAUGCGCAAGAUCCAUGGCCUAUCCCCGUCAUUGUCUGCUUAGGACUCAUCAACUUGGGCGUCCAACUAGGUACCACCGGCGUCGUAGCCUACGUAGUUGACUGUCACCGUGAGAAAGCCGGCGAGGCAUUUGCCACUAUGAACUGCAUCAAGAAUUUCUUCGCUUUCGGUAUGACGUUCUACAUGAACGGAUGGAUCGCAAGUCAAGGAGUGAGGAAUACGUUCUUUGUGAUCGGUGGUAUUACUGCAGCAGUGAGUCUGCUCACUAUUCCGAUGUAUAUUUGGGGCAAGCGAGCGAGGAGCUGGGUCUAUCGCCAUGAGAUUGCGAGCAGAAUUUAGUUGAUUGGAGGAAUGUGAAAUAAUUAUGACUAUUUUUGAAAAGUGAAUAUUCUAUUCUCGAGUACGACAACAAAAUCUUG
Messenger RNA from Paecilomyces variotii, 1834 nucleotides. RefSeq names its product major facilitator superfamily domain-containing protein. The coding region runs from base 120 to 1754 and encodes 544 amino acids. Gene Ontology annotation, biological process: transmembrane transport. The record is from RefSeq and is a predicted model, not a curated record. NCBI's taxonomy places the organism in Eukaryota, Fungi, Ascomycota, Eurotiomycetes, Eurotiales, Thermoascaceae. The transcript has 7 exons. Gene Ontology annotation, molecular function: transmembrane transporter activity.